Molecule: messenger RNA, 2009 nt
Organism: Linum tenue
Lineage: Eukaryota; Viridiplantae; Streptophyta; Magnoliopsida; Malpighiales; Linaceae
Source: the annotation of a GenBank genome assembly
CUGCCAACUCCUGCUCUCCUCUCCGGCGGGAUUAUCCGACCAGCGAUGGCGACGUUAGAAGAAAUUACCCAACUCAUCUCCGGGUUGGCCCUGCAGCUGAAAGCCCAGCCGCCGACUGAGGAAUGUGAACAAAGUUCUUCUCUUGACUUGUCUAUUGCGAAGCUCACUCAGUCCCUCAACCUCCACGACGACGACGGCGCUUCAACGUCUAGGGUUUUGGACACCGCUCUGUCACUUAUGUGCUUCAAGGCACCGCAGGUGUUCGAUUCUGUUCUCGAGUAUACUGUGAAGACGAUUGCCAGCGUGUUGUCUUCGUCGGUAGGCUGUAAGGUCUUUCGGCUAGGGAAAGAAGAUGUUCUUCGUGUAGGGAGCUCGAUUUCUCGUCGUGAUUGCUUUGAUCUGAUUGAUGUCGUUGGUGGUGAUACCCUGUCAGACUUGGAGGAGCGCGGUGUGCCUUCUCGUUUGCUAUUACAUGCUCUCCUUAGAGCUGCUGUGUCCGCACCAAGCUGUAGAUAUUUGGACCCAUCAAUGGUGGUUUUGGAUGCUGACUUGAGUGCCAGAAGAAGCAUUGCUGCCUCGAAGCUAGUCUCACACUUGCCUGUAGAAUUGUCUUCUGUGAAGGAUAAAGUACCACUAAGGUUGUUGCUCUGGUUUCUUGAUCCACUGAUCUUAAAGCGUGAUAUUUCGGAGAUGUUGCAAGAAACUAUGAAUAGGCCUUUCCUUUCUUUACCCAAGGAACUUCAUGAAAGGAAGGAUUGGCACUCUAUUCUUAUAUGCUUGGUACUUUCUCCUGCUAUGUUCACUGCUACCAGAGCUUUAUUGCAUGAUUGGUUCCUGCUUACGGGCCUGAGAUCUAUACUGCAACUUCUGAUUGAUUUAGUUUCGGUAGUCUUGGACGUAAUAUCCAUACCAACAAGGUGGGGCAUAUCAAUGGAAUUGGGAUCAAAGCUUCCAUUUUCGAGUGCAUAUUAUCCUUACAACAAUGUUUGGCUUAGGUCUUUAGCCGGACCAAUCUCUAGUGAAGGUCUCCUGCAAAUAGUUAACUGGAUCAUUGACUUCAAACAGCCAGGUCCAUCAAUCAACCCAUCUGCAGCUAAAGUUGCAUUUUUAGAUCACAAAUCUCUGUGGUCCCUGGCUAUUAGCUUCCCAAGUUGGUUCUAUUUUGCCUCUGUUCUAGUAUUUGCUGACAAAAGUUUCAAAGAGGUGUUAUAUUUAGAAGGAACAGUAGGCGAAAAUGCAGCUGUUAGAUACCUUGCAUGGAUUUUGAACCCUUUUGAUAAAACUCGUCAAGAUCUACUCUCUGGUAAUCUAAUCAAGUUAGCACGGCAUUGGACUUCGAAACAAGUUGUCUCCAGUGUGCAGGAGACACGUACACUCGGGUUAAAGAGGAGACUUAAGAAACCCAAAGUCGAUGACAUAAGCAAGGAGGGGUUCACUUUUGGGAAUCAGCAUGGUUGUCAAGCAAUCAGCCUUUGGCUCCAGGAGUACCAGAAUACAGCCUAUGAAUGUGAUUUUGACCCACAAGUCAGCAUGUUUUUCAGGUGGAUACCAUUAGGCAUCUUUACUGGCUGGUGUUCAAGUGACAUAAAUGAAAGUGGAUGUGAGUUUCUCUUACACUAUGCAGCCACUGGUACCAUGUUACAUUCAGUUCGACGGAAUGAAGGGUUCGCUAUGAAGGAUGCUAUUGCUGGGGCGAGUCUCGUCUUCAACUUGACUGAUAUUGUUGACAGGAUGUCUGAAUCACUGUUUGAGACUGUAUGUAUUGCAGACAGUUAUAUUUGCAAGGUGAAAUCAAGAACUGCGAGAUACUUGAUAAAGUGUGUGCAGAGAUUAACCCAGCCUGACGCCAGCGAAGUUGCUGGAGUUCAAACGCUGUUGGAUCUUGUUAGCAGACUGGAGAAGUGGAGAACCCAAGGUCAAGAAGUAGCACUUAUUGAGGCAGAACUGGAGAAUGCCAUACAUGUCCUCAAGUCUAAAUUUUCUUCUACUUGAAGCACAUAUUGUGAAGU